CCAGUCUUGCAGAGGUGUACCGGCUCCUCCCCUCCAGUCUUGCGCAGGUGUCCCGGCUCCUCCCCUCCAGUCUUGCGCAGGUGUCCCGGCUCCUCCCCUCCAGUCUUGCGCAGGUGUAGCGGCUCCUCCCCUUCAGUCUUGCACAGGUGUAGCGGCUCCUCCCCUUCAGUCUUGCACAGGUGUCCCGUACCGGCUCCUCCCCUUCAGACUUGCACAGGUGUACCACCGGCUCCUCCCCCUCCACCUGACUGUUCCCGGCCCCGCCCCUUUCAUUCAAUUUUCAGUUCUUUCAUGGAGGCUCAGAUUCACAUGUGGGCGUUUACUGAUGUAAAUACUGCCCGCCCACUCCUUCAGCCUGACACCCACCCACCAAAGCAUAUU
Staurois parvus is the source of this 381-nucleotide messenger RNA. Lineage: Eukaryota; Metazoa; Chordata; Amphibia; Anura; Ranidae. The record is from the annotation of a GenBank genome assembly.